AUGAAGGUCGUCCUGACCGUGAGAUUCCCAAGUCAUGUAAGUGAAGGAGCGCCACCGCCGUCACCCGAGCCGGGCUGGUCAGCAACCGGAUAUGUAGGUAGGCAGGUAAAAAGGGCGGUACUGACCUACACCUCGGGAAUCCUAUGGGAGCGAACUUGCAGAAAGAGCCAGCUUUGGAACGGAUACGGUAACCGGAAUACGAUUGACGCAGGCGCGCGGGCGGCUGAUGAUAGCGGCAAUGCUGUACAGCAAGAGAUAGGCAGGCAGAUAGUCCCGACAAAGGGCGGCAGCUGGCCAUUGCUUCUGCUGAUCUCUAGUGACAAGCUUCUGGACAACUGGGUCUUUCCUACUAGCACCCACGUGCUCGAGAUGGAACUCUCGCUGGCCAAGGCUCUGACGGAGGAGUUCGUUGCAACUGAAUUGGGGGAUUUUCGACAUGCCCAAGAUGAUGUGGAUGACCCAAUUUACCUUAGUGUGAGAGCCGCCGAUAUUUCACCAACGCACCGCCAGGUGCCGGAAUCGGCCUUCCUAGUCUCGGCUCCUGAACCACAACAGGAUGAUAAGCGUUAUCUUUGGCGCGCUGUUUUCCCGCCUCUAUUUCUAAUUGCCGCGUGGCUGUAUCCCAUUCCUCCCGCUCACAAGCGCAGAGAGGAAGAGGGAGGAGCACGACGCGAGACGGAGAAGGAUGUAAACCUGGAAUCGCGCAAUGAGGAAACUACUCGGGCUCACUCCGCGAACGGCUCGCUUCGUGUGCCAAUUUGUUUCUCGACCAGGCAGCACCUUACUUCGCCAUCGACUGCAAUUGAAGAUCUUGUCCUGAAAGACAGCCGAGCUUUUAGUUUCGAGAAACAUUUGCCUGAUGGCCAAAAUCCGCAGAGGCGAGUGGCCAAGGCAGCCGCGCCGGGUGCCGAUGCCGGUCAGAAAGCGGAGCCCGGUCGCGGGUCCGAAGUGGGUCUCUCGCAUCAGGCCACCCCCUUCCCCUCCGCCCCUGUUCAGCCACACUCAAUUGCAACAACGCAAAGAGAACUUUCCUUCUCAUUCGGCAUCAAAGGCGAGCUAUGUCAGCAUCACCCAAAAGCAGACAUAGCGAGGCCGCAGAUUACACGAAUUGCGGCAAUCUUCUCUCGUUUUGUUUCAGCAUGGAUUGAUUGCAACGGAGUGAACAACUUCCCUUCAAUUAUUCAGUUACCUCCACGUCCGAUAAACAUCCCUGCAUUAUCUCUCACGCCGAGUGGACGAUUCGGACUCACGCUCGAAAGAAAGUUUCUGCCUGAACAUACCCUAGUCGCCAAGAGGGCCAACCUUGACUUCUGGGCACCCCUCCGUUGCCGCAUGCGCAUGCACUCAACUGCUUCUGUGGACCAAAGCUUUCAAGAAACUGACGAUGUCACGGCGGCCGACCUAGAUGGAGAAAGGCAAGAGCCCAUCUUGGAGCCGCAUGAUGUGAUAGUCCCCCAAGGUCUUCAGCCUCAAGCAUCAUCAGGCAUGACUAGGGGGGGCUUUUGGGGGCAUAUCGGAUUCCUCGGACUCGGUUCUGUUAUUGAAAACCCUGGUGCUUAG
Messenger RNA from Colletotrichum lupini, 1560 nucleotides. RefSeq lists its product as uncharacterized. The transcript is spliced from 9 exons. Lineage: Eukaryota; Fungi; Ascomycota; Sordariomycetes; Glomerellales; Glomerellaceae. Bases 1 to 1560 code for a protein of 519 amino acids. The record is from RefSeq and is a predicted model, not a curated record.